AUGGUCAUGAGCCGGCAAGGGCUGACGCUCGCAGCCCUCGGGCUCUGCAUGACGAGCGUACUUGCUCAGCCCAAGCCGACGUGGUACUACGACAGCUUGCCAGAUAAGUCAGAAUCUGGCGAGGCUGGGACGAACAGAUGCUCUGGCGCGAACAACGCAGGAGCCGACUGCCAGACGCUCAUCGUCAACGAUCUGUCGGAUUUCUGCCUAUGGGGACCACCAGCGUCCAGUACGAUCGGCGACGACGAACGGGAGGUCGUUGCUUACUGUCUCAAAGAUCAUGGCGCUCGAACUCUGCCCGCCUCGGCGAUAUCAGGCGCACACUUUGUCCAGACGCCCGACUACAUCCAGAUUACAGGCGUAGGCGACCUGACGCAGAUCAACAUCCAAGCGAAUGAUGGCGGCGGCGAGCUUGAUCCACAUGGAGCUGAUGGCAAUGGCAACCCUAUCGGAGGUCUCGUCUUCACCAAUGCCUUCUCUGCUAACAAGUCAGAGACGCAAGCGCACGAGUGGACGAUGUUUGUCUCGUCGAACCAAUUCUGCGUGCGGGUGUGCAAAGAAGGCGGCUAUGGAACGAGCUACUGUCAGCAUGUGUACGAUGUCAUGGGCUGCGAUUGGAACAUGCCCGCCAAUUACGACGCAGGCGUACUGGAGAGCUGCGUAGGUGAUAGCGACAUACCCAUGGGGAUCUAUAACAAUGGCUCGUCCACCUUUUCGCAAGGGCAAGCAUACACUCCUCCGGCUCAGCCAGCUGCGCCCUCUUCGAAAUGUGUGACUGUGCAAGCACUCGCACAAGCAACGCCGAUCUCGACCGUCUUGCCUCCCAGCACAUCUGCCAGCACGUCUGCAACAGUGACUGCAAGGAACACGACGACUAUAAUGUCUACUACAAGCUUGAGCUCUGUAAGCAGCACGUCGAGUCUGCCAUCGAGCACAAGCCUGCCGAUGAUCGCUGUCACGACCACGACCGUCACCAGCACGCCGCCGCCGCUAGCAACUUCUACAACCAGUCUGACUCGAGCCACGCCUGCUUCCGCACUAGAAGGCGCCGCUUACAGUCAGAGCGGCAGUCUAGCAUUGGCGAUCGCAUCGAUUGGACUUGUCGCACUGAUAUCUUAG
Molecule: messenger RNA, 1119 nt
Organism: Mixia osmundae IAM 14324
Lineage: Eukaryota; Fungi; Basidiomycota; Mixiomycetes; Mixiales; Mixiaceae
Exons: 3
Coding region: 1-1119 (372 amino acids)
Source: RefSeq, a predicted model, not a curated record